Molecule: messenger RNA, 1256 nt
Organism: Emiliania huxleyi CCMP1516
Lineage: Eukaryota; Haptophyta; Isochrysidales; Noelaerhabdaceae
Exons: 4
Coding region: 26-1183 (385 amino acids)
Source: RefSeq, a predicted model, not a curated record
AAAAACAGCCCGCUGUCCGGUGCCAAUGGCCGCCGGCGCCACCCGCCCUCGGCCGGUGGCGAGCUCCGUCCCGGCGGCGGAGGCGCCGCCGCUGCCUGAGCUCUCUGAGGAGCGAAAAAUGGACCUCGCAGAGCUGCUUCGGGCGCCGCAGCCGGACGAUGCGGCCACCGUCGAGCUGCUACUCAACCCGACCCCAGACAGCGCCGGCGCGGUGACAGCCAUGAUGGAGACGGCCCGUGCGGGGCCGCCCAGGUACGAUUGCUUCAUCUCCACCGGCGUCGCGCCUGCGUUCGCCUUCUCCGCCUUCCGCCACCGCAACGCCGAGGGCGGCUUUCAAUACGACGUGCGGCUGACCCCGACCGAGUCGAGCCGGGUGGGCACCAACUCGUUCUGCGCGCAGCUGAAGUGCUCAGCCGACUGCACCCGCUACACGCUGUGCGACGACCCCUCCAACUUUUACUCGUACCCUCGCGAGCUCGGAGCCGUCUUUGUCGGCGGAGCCGGCCUCGGCAACCGCAUCUCGGUGCUGGUGCCUCGCGUGCUGCCGUCGGGCGCGGCGGCGCAGUUCCGCGUGCUCCGUCCCGAGGACGGCAUCAUCUCCCGCUUCCUGGCGGGCCAGGCGCGCGAGCACAUCAUGACCCUCUCCGGCUUGUGGACGAGCAAAGAGGGAGGGACCGUCGAGCUCACCCUGGGGGGAGAGGGGACUGCCGCAAGCCAGCGACGGACGGUCUUCCGCGCGACGCAGAGCAGCUCGACGCUCUCGCUCCAGUACUCGUCGCCCCUCUCCUGCUUCCAGGCCCUUCUGCAUCGCCCUCUCGCUCGUGCACCACGCGCAGCACCGCCGCCGCCCCUCGAGCGAACCGCGCCGCGCCUACGGCUCGGUCGGCCGCUCCUCCUCGCGCCAGAAGGAGCAGGAGCCGCCGCACAAGCCUCGCCCCUCCACCUUCCCGCGCGCCUGGUCCGCCAGGGGGGGCGAGGCUUGUGCCCCACCCGCCGCCGACCAGCUCCACCACAACGUGUGAGGUGCAGCGGACAGAUCCGCCUUCCUCGGCCCCGAAGUCGCUCUAGAGAUACGUCAGAGAGAGAGAGGGAGAGUGAGAGCGCGCGCGCUCGCGGGUCGCGCCACGCGCGCCGCGCAAGAGGAAGAGCCUCCAGGGCCGCUCCACAUGCUCCAACGGGCUAGUACACUCGAUCGAGGACAGGUCGCAGAUACGGGUCAGGUCCGCCAGUUUCUUUAUUAGCGUGCGCGCAGUUUC